AUGGUGGAUGCCUGGACUUAAACCUCAGACAAAGGCUCAGAUAAUGAAGAAGGCCAGAAACUUCGCAGAGUAGGUUCAUAGGCUAAUUAAAAGGCUAAGGCUUCUGCACUUCUGAGCACAACUGGCCAAUAAAACCUAACUCUUCUAAAUCAAUAAAGCAAUAACAACACAGCAGAGAUCAACCCUGCUCCCACCUCUUCAACAAAUAGCAACUAAAUAAACUCAUAAAACUCAGACCCUUAUUUGAAUCUAAACUAGUCGCAAAAGGUAAGCAUGCAUGAUUCGGGCUCAAGUCCUUAGCCAUAGAUUCGCAUCAGAAAAGAACCCUUUAAGCAGCCCAGUCUACCCACUAGUUUGACUAAAUUUGAGGAGAAGCUGUAUAACGGAGGCAAAGUUAAUGCUAACUUGAACAACAGCAUGAUCAACAACACAACAGCAGUGCUAGAAUUACAAAAGAACAACCAAGGCAGUGAGGAAAGCCAAUAAAGUAGCAAUAAUUCAAGUAGGAUGUCAAAGACUCCCUAGGAUAAGUUCGGUAAAAGCUAUUCAAACAGCACCAGUGGAGGUCAUACUUACCAAAACUUGAACUUCAUGAGUGGAGGCAGUUUUCCUCAGAAUCUUAGCAUGAAAAUGAGCAAAUCUCCUUACAAUGUUGCUGAUUCCAAUAAUGAGAUUUAAAUUAGACAGUUUCAGAGUGCAAGUUACAAAGUGAAUGACAGUGCAAAUCACAAUCGUCACUAUAGCUCAGAGAACAUAAACUAGCUGGCAAUGGGAGGAGUAACUAAUUCUAGCAAUGCCCUCUCAAGCAGAGGCAACAAAGAUUCACAACUUUCUCAAUCUAACAAUAAUGCAAACAAUAAUAACAUGUACAAUAACAACAACAACAAUAAUUCAACAACUGUAACCUCUCCAAAAAAUUUGUAGAACAAUACAAACACCAGCAUCAACUCUAAGAUCAGAAACAAGUCUUAAAAGGUUACAGGCCUUGCUAACAAUACUAACAUCCUCUAUAAUAAUAUGAAUUCACUCAACCAAGAUCAGCCAUCCCUGUCUAUUCAACAGCAGCAGCUACAGUAACAGCAACUGAGCAACCUGCAACAGCAGUAGAGAUUCAGAUCGUCUAUCUUAACUAAGGACAUGCAAGAUGUUUCUAGAUCGAGUGCUGCUGGCUCGAUUGGAGGCGGCAAUCAAAACAUAAUGUCAGUGAUGAAGACCAGUGGAUUUUCCAAUUAAAGACAGAGCAUAAUACAGAGUUCUCUAGACAAGACUCAGCUCCGCUAAAAUCAAAACAGCAAUAAAAAGAGACUGCCUGAGAUCAACGAAGCAAGCAGGAUCAAUCAAAAGACCACUCUGGAAAUGAGUCAGGCAUAAAAUGCUGGCUCACACUCCUACACAAAUAAUACAAAUCAUUAACAGCAUUAUCAUUCUCACAUCAUCUAGUAAUAACAGCAAGUUGUGAUUAGCAAUGGGAAGCACAGCUCCUCACACAAGUACUAGAAUCCCACUAAUAACUCUCACCAAUAACUUAUCAGAAAUCAAAACAUAUUCUAGAUACAAUAAUCUUUGAUUAAGAAUUACGGAGGCAACAACACUGAUGGCUGGGGCAACGGAGGCACUUAGAUUGUCAAUCAGAAUGCAAUGAUCACCCAUACCUUAGCCAAAAGCAUGGACAGAAAUACUGCUUCAUUUUAGUAAAGAAGCAACUAUCAGUCAAACAACUACGUAAGUGGAGGCUUUACCAGUGGUAACAGUCAAUCGCUCUCUAGCAAUGUCAACAAUAACAACAAUAAUAGUGCCAAUAUAGUCCUGAAUAGUCAUGGUGAGUAUUAACACAGAGCACUAUAGUAACAAAUAUAACUGUAAAAUGUGAAAUUGUGA
Molecule: messenger RNA, 1878 nt
Organism: Stylonychia lemnae
Lineage: Eukaryota; Ciliophora; Spirotrichea; Sporadotrichida; Oxytrichidae
Source: the annotation of a GenBank genome assembly